CAUCCUCAUGGCGCGCUUCGCCAAAGAUGACAUCGAAGGCCGCAUAGGCGAGCUUCUGCCGUCGAUUCUGCGCAGCAUCAAGGCUGAGACAUCCGAGCGCGAGACAGUUACCGCGCUGCGAGCCCUCGCCGUGACCAUCGUCACGCUCGACUCGGACGACCUCUACGACUCGGCCGCCGACCUCCUCCGCCGCAAAGUGUCCGACUCCGAGUCCACACAGGUCAAGAUCAGUGCUAUCCAUGCACUGGGCACGGCCGCCUUCUUCGGCGGCACCUCCGAGGACGAGCUCGAAGACACCAUGGCCUUCUUCCUCGAGAUCGUCGAGUCAGACGGGCUCUCCAUCGACGCUCACGACGAGGGCUCCGUCGUCAUCGCCGCCCUCGAAGAAUGGAGUCUCCUCGUAACCGCCCUCGACGACUUCGAAACAACCACCGAGACCGCCAUGGAAGCCCUCGUCGAGCAGCUCGACUCCGCCGAUGCAGGCGUCCAGGGCGCCGCCGGUGAGGCCAUUGCCCUCUUGUACGAGAAGUCGUACACGCCCGUCGAAGACGACGAGGUGCCCGAGCCUACCUCGGAUGACGACGAGCUGCCUCGCGGCGCGCAGGAAAAUUUAUUUGUGAAGCGCUACACUGUGUACCGCCGGCAGGACCAGCUGCUGCACACGCUCGACGCCCUCGCCAACGCGUCGUCACGCCGCAUCUCCAAGAAGGACCGCAAGACGCUGCACAGCACGUUCGGGGAUAUCCGCAACACCGUCGAGAAGCCGACCCGCGGGCCCAAGUACAGUACUGCUAUUGACCAGGAGACGGGCUUCGUGUACGGUGGCGGCCGCAUGAAGGUCAAGAUCAACCGUAACUGCGAGGUGCGCAUCGACAAGUGGUGGAAGCUGCAGCGGCUGAAUGCCCUGAGGCGCGUGCUACAGGCCGGGUUUACGCAUCACUAUGACGAGAACGAGGCUGUGAGUCGGUGCCUGCCGUUUUCGAUGAGCGGUCGGUAGAGCGGCGUAUUCUUAGCAUCUUUUGGGCGGGCCUGUCUCAACGAGAAAUGUAUCGUAGAGGGCAUCUAAAUGUAGAGACAUGUCCUGUUUGGUUGCCUUUUGUCGUUUGGAGCAGAUUUAUGCAGGAUAUUUUGCAUCUGCUUUCAUGUUGUUUUUGUUGCAUCUAAUACCCAGCAUAUUUUGUACGUCAUAUUGGAGGGAAUCGCAUGGUACACUUGGUAGACAGGCUAGUUAGGAUGGCUUAGGUGAGUUCAAGUGAUAGUAUCAUCUCGAACAUUGGGUGUCUUGUAGCCGUGGUAGAUUGAUUGUAUGCUGAAAAAUUUGUCGCUAAACAUGUAGCGUCUCCGGCGAGCUGUA
Molecule: messenger RNA, 1354 nt
Organism: Paraphaeosphaeria sporulosa
Lineage: Eukaryota; Fungi; Ascomycota; Dothideomycetes; Pleosporales; Didymosphaeriaceae
Exons: 2
Coding region: 8-997 (329 amino acids)
Source: RefSeq, a predicted model, not a curated record